AUGGUAUGUCCAAUGAGCACGCUCAAGUUCGUGGGCACAGUGUCCCUCGGCUUGCUCACGGGCGUUUCCUAUUCUCUCUCCACCAUCACUCUCCCCUCCCUCGCAGUCCUCCCCUCUGCUGCCCGGGCCGCCCGCGCUCUUGCAACCAUCCAGGAGCGAGCUACUCGACGCAUCUUGACCCUCGCAUCUGUCUCGUCGAUAUCACUCGUCACUUGCUACACCCUCGCCUCUCCACGUGGGAAGCAUCCCUACCUACUAUGGACAGCUCUUGUUGGUCUUAUCGGUGGGCAGGGCGUUGAGUACUGGUUCAACGGCUGGACUAGGUUCACACUCAAGCGGCAAUCGAAAGAGACUGGCUACGUUGAGGUAGAGUCAAGUGAGAUCAACGGAGAGAAGGUUGAGGCCGAGAUGGCACGGGAAGUGCGGACACAGAACGUAAGAACUGCUGUGAGUUUGGUCGGCUUUCUGAUGGGUGUGGUUGGUAUUUGGGGCGAUGGAGCUUGA
This is a messenger RNA of Cyphellophora europaea CBS 101466, 504 nucleotides long. RefSeq lists its product as uncharacterized. NCBI's taxonomy places the organism in Eukaryota, Fungi, Ascomycota, Eurotiomycetes, Chaetothyriales, Cyphellophoraceae. Gene Ontology annotation, cellular component: mitochondrion. The record is from RefSeq and is a predicted model, not a curated record. The transcript has 2 exons. Bases 1 to 504 code for a protein of 167 amino acids. Gene Ontology annotation, biological process: autophagy of mitochondrion.